UAAUUCUUUUAUAUUUACGACGCAUUUAAGAAAUAACCUCACAUUUCAGUUUCACGUUUUUGUUGUAAUAAUUCUCCAAACACAUUUUAAAAAAUGGAAAACAAAGGUAUAAUAUACGUUGGACACCUUCCACACGGUUUUUAUGAAGCCGAAUUAAAAUCUUAUUUCAAUCAAUUCGGAAAAGUGACGAGGUCAAGAGUUGCGAGGUCUCCAAAAACUGGAAGAAGUAAAGGUUAUGGUUUUAUUGAGUUUAAACAUGAAGAAGUCGCAAAAAUUGCUGCGGAGACGAUGAAUAAUUAUUUGAUGUUUAAACGGAGAUUGAUUGCGAAAGUGAUUGCUAAUGGGGAAAAGGUGAAGCGUAUUUUUAAGGGACAAGCGUGGAACACAAAAAGUUAUUCUGGGAAAGUUAAACGUGCAAAGGAAAUUAAACAAUUAAAUGCAUACGGAAAAGGUGAAAAAAAUAUAAAUAAAAGAGUUAAGAAUAUUAAAAAGAAAAUUGAGGACUUAAAAAAGAUGGGCAUUAAACAUAAGGUUAAAAUAAAUGGAAAUGAAAACAAAGAUAAACUUAAUUUAAAAUAAUUCUUUUUAAAAAUAAAAUAAUUAAAAUGGA
This is a messenger RNA of Onthophagus taurus, 610 nucleotides long. The record is from RefSeq and is a predicted model, not a curated record. Lineage: Eukaryota; Metazoa; Arthropoda; Insecta; Coleoptera; Scarabaeidae.